AUGUCGGCCCAAGCACUCUCGGACGACCAGGUCGCCCAGGAGCUUAAGAAGAUGACCGCUUUCAUCAAGCAAGAAGCCAUGGAGAAAGCUCGAGAAGUCCAGCUCAAGGCUGAUGAGGAAUUCGCUAUCGAGAAAUCGAAACUGGUCAGACAGGAAACCCAGAACAUUGACACACAGUACGAGAAGAAGUUCAAGCAGGCUGCCAUGUCUCAACAGAUCACUCGCUCUACCGCUGCCAACAAAACCCGUCUGAAGGUACUGCAAGCCCGUCAGGAACUCCUAGAUAAGCUCUUUGAGGACGCCAGGAAAAAGAUCGGCGAAAAGAGUAAGGACGAGGACUACGGGGACAUUCUGAAAGAUCUUAUCCUAGAAGGCAUGUACAUGCUGUACGAGCCCAAGGUCGGCCUCAAGUGCAGGAAAGCCGACGUCGACAAGGUCAAAACAGCCGCCGAGUCUGCUGCCAAAGAGUAUGAGCAAAACACUGGCGACAAGACCGAGGGCGUGAUAGACGAGAAGGACUACCUACCAGAAGAUUCGACUGGAGGUGUCUUCAUCACAGGCAGCGGCGGUAAGAUCGAGCUCGACAACACCUUUGAACAACGGCUGAAGAUGUGCGAAAUCGAGGCUCUCCCUACUGUCAGAAAUACCCUGUUUGGCGCCAACGAGAACAGACAUUUUACCACUUAA
Molecule: messenger RNA, 687 nt
Organism: Lithohypha guttulata
Lineage: Eukaryota; Fungi; Ascomycota; Eurotiomycetes; Chaetothyriales; Trichomeriaceae
Gene: VMA4
Product: V-ATPase V1 sector subunit E
Exons: 3
Coding region: 1-687 (228 amino acids)
Biological process (GO): proton transmembrane transport
Cellular component (GO): proton-transporting two-sector ATPase complex, catalytic domain
Molecular function (GO): proton-transporting ATPase activity, rotational mechanism
Source: RefSeq, a predicted model, not a curated record